Messenger RNA from Colletotrichum truncatum, 1590 nucleotides. Its product is annotated as acriflavine sensitivity control protein acr-2. Gene Ontology annotation, cellular component: nucleus. Gene Ontology annotation, molecular function: transcription cis-regulatory region binding; zinc ion binding; DNA-binding transcription factor activity, RNA polymerase II-specific. The record is from RefSeq and is a predicted model, not a curated record. NCBI's taxonomy places the organism in Eukaryota, Fungi, Ascomycota, Sordariomycetes, Glomerellales, Glomerellaceae. Gene Ontology annotation, biological process: positive regulation of transcription by RNA polymerase II.
AUGGCAUGCAUCGACGUACUCAAUGCUCCAACGAAGCCCUGUCACAACUGCCGCCGCCGCCGCCUCCGCUGUGAUCGCUCAUAUCCUCACUGUCACAAGUGCACUGCGGCCGGUCAGGAGUGUCUGGGUUACGGCAAGCUCUUCCGCUGGACAGAGGGCGUCGCCAGCCGUGGCAAGCUAGCGGGAAAGACAUCCAUCACCUUCUCAUCUUCGGCCCCGGAACCUCUGCCAUCCCGCAUCUCUACCCUAGAGCCCGCCGCCGCCGCCCCGGAAACUCGGACCCAGGACACUCCGGCAUCCUCUUCCGAAGACAACGCCCUCGUAGUUUCCGCCCUCCGCUCCGGGACCCAGUCCGCCCCAUGGACCCUCGUCGAUCCUCUCUUUCAGGGUGUGGAGCAUCACUACCGCCACUACCUCUCUUACUUCACAACACGCGUCUGCAGGGAUCUCGUCUCUUGGGACGUGCCCGACCGUAACCCCUUCCGCUCCCUUGUCCCGCUGACCAGAGCCCACCCCCUACUGCAGCACAUCCUCGUCGCUGCCUCCGCAGCCCACAUGUCUAACCUGUCCCGCGCCGUCUCCUCCGACCCGGUGGCCGACCUCAACGCCCGUCAGGCUCUCACCGACGCCUUGGUUGCCAAGCACAAGGCCCUCCGCCUGCUCUCCGCUGCCAUCCAGAACAUCGGCAGCAGCGGCGGUGUCGGCGGCGACGUCGUGCUUGCCGCUGUGCUCUUUUUCGUCAACGUAGAACUAAUCGAGAGCGGUAAGCACGGCUGGAAGCCACAUCUCGAGGGUGCCGGGCGGAUCAUGGCAUUCCUACCUCCCUUGGGCUCGUCAGACGAGGCAUUAAGGAACUAUGUCAUGUCUGAUUGCUUCAUCUAUUACAUCUUGGCCUCGGCUUUCAAUACAUCACCGCCAACGGCCGCCAAGUCGUACUAUCAAACCGUGCAGGCGUCUUCCAUUUUGGGCAGGGCAGCUGCGAACAGUUACUUGUGCUGUCCGCCUGACAUUCUGCAGAUCUUACUCACCGCAUCACAAUUGUCGAGCAACGGCACACAUGAUACUUACUCUGAAGCCUCCGUAGCCCAGACUGGGGCGCAGCUCUUGGAGCAAGCCUUGGCAUUUGAUGUUGAGAAUUGGGCAUAUGAGCAACGUAACAUUUCCUAUUUUAAGCAAAUCCCUGUCGAAAGCCGCAUUCACGCCGGCUCGGCACAUCGUCUCGCUGCAUCCUUGUACAUCCUACACGCUAUCCCCGACGUUUCCAAUUUCGUAUCCGUCAGCCGCGAGGAGCUAGAUACGCAGUUGUAUCACCAACUCUCAUCUAUAUCCGACGAAGAUCCUAAUUUCAAGGCCACUUGUUGGCCAUCAUUCAUAGCCGGCGCGGGUACAUCCGAUCCCGAAAGACGGGCCUGGAUUCUAGACCGUAUGAAGAGACUCAUGAUUGCGACGCCGUGGGGCUUCAUUACGACUGCUAUGGAUACGCUGCAGACUAUUUGGAAUCUAGAAGAGUCGUUUGAUCCGGAGACGCAGAGGGAGCGAAGUUGGGUGCAGAAACUCAAGUCAUCCGACCUCAACUUCCUCAUUGUGUGA